This is a messenger RNA of Hypoxylon fragiforme, 1662 nucleotides long. RefSeq lists its product as uncharacterized. The record is from RefSeq and is a predicted model, not a curated record. Gene Ontology annotation, molecular function: protein binding. The transcript has a single exon. NCBI's taxonomy places the organism in Eukaryota, Fungi, Ascomycota, Sordariomycetes, Xylariales, Hypoxylaceae. The coding region runs from base 293 to 1441 and encodes 382 amino acids.
AAAAGCUACUAUUGUCAAUGCCGAAUAGUUCUAGCAAGAGGUUAUUAUUGAAGUAGGGUUUCCAACAUCAUCAAGUUAUCGGAGAGAAGAUUUAAAAUAUGUCUUCAUAAAGACUUAGACGAAAUCUUACCUGGUGAGAAAAUAGCCUCGCUUUCGUAUCAUCGUUUAGUGAUGUUAGUCGAAGCUAGAGCACAUCUUAUCAUGCUCCUACUGCUAUAAAUAGGUUGAGGCUUUCAAAUACAAUGAAAUCAGUCAACCCUUUCGUUUAUUUCGUUCAUCCCCUGUUGAAAACAUGACUCUCGUUGAAGCAGAAAGCAGCGCCACCCUCGUGAGCAAAACGAGGCGGAUAGGAGAUGGAGAGGAGCCGAAUUCGCGUGCUUCGGGUUGUUUUAUACUCCAGUCACCACUCGAGCUGAUCCUCCUCAUAUCGAAGCAUCUCUGUCCAGUCAGCUUAGCCAUACUGUCCCAAACUUGUCGUGCAAUGUACGCCAUCCUGGCUACAAAAUACAAUAUCAAGCACUUUACUCGUGUGGAUUAUCUAGAGUAUCUUGCCAGCCUCUCCCGCGACUCUCCAACGCAAUGGCUGUGCGAGGUAUGCUUAAAGCUUCACCCCGUCUCACAAGAGGAUACGCCAGCAGAGCCAUGGCACAUCCUUUGCCCUCUCGGGAGCGACGUGUGGCGCUCGCGCGCAUACAGGAACUACGGGAACUGCCGGAUCGACAUGCGCCUCGUCAACCUCGAGUACCGCCACAUCCAGCUUGCUCUCAAGUACACGCGCCUGGCGAGCCCGGAAUAUGAGGCUUACCUGCAGAAGCUCAUGGCGCCGUACCAUAACCCAAACUUCCACACUCACAUGCAUUUCAGCAACGAGCAAAGCCUCCUCUCUCACGCCGAAUACUCGACUCAAUCCAAGAUCAUCAUGGGUCCCAAGGGAAAGCUCAUAUUCCUGUUGUCGUCCAUCUGGCGUUAUCACAAGGGCUCCAAGGCCCUGUCUAUCGAGGCCCUGGGAGACUUGAAGAUUUGUCCACAUCUCCAGUUCUACCCCAAUCUCACGCCCCUUCUAGACUACCCCCUAGGCACCCUGGGCAAGUCCGUUGACAUAGCCAUCAAGGCUCAGGAUAUUGGGGCGGAGGUCGUGGGUGCGUGUCCGCGGUGUCCUACUGACUUCUCCACCCGCGCGAACGCGGAGUGUAUCGAGCUGCGCGUGUGGCAAAACAUGGGGCCCGAGGUGUCUCCCCACAACUUGGAGUGGAGGAUUCAUGCGAGGGUGGUCCACGAAUGCUUUAACGGCAUCAACUUUGGGUUCUGGGGACCGAUUGUUUAUCACGAACCCGGCAGUGUUCGACAACUGUGUGAAGAAGGGACUUCAGAAGAGGAAAUCUCACGUCUUAGGCCUAAACUGAGUCUAGAGGAGUUGGAUGAGCGUGAUGGCUUGAUCUAGCCGCUAGCAAACUUGCUAUGUCGUCAGGGUCAACAACAAUAAGGGGGGAAAUGCAUUUCUAGGUACAUACAUAGCUUAAAGAGGUCAUCUGGGUACAGCUCGAGUAUUAAUUAGCUUUACUGUAGCUCACUACCUAGGUUAAUAUACUUACGCCAUCUAUUCCCGCGCCCCUUUGAUAUGUACCCAGUAGUUUAUCGUGAAUGCCUAGAACAACAUCACUA